AUGACAAAUAUCUCCUGUUCCGGAGCAUUGCAACCGUCGAGAUUCUCACAAUUGCAGCCGCCACCAUCAGGAGUGCAUUCAGCAGAGAUAUCAGUGAUGAAAAAGACCAAGAGGCCCAACAAACAAAGAUGA
Funneliformis mosseae is the source of this 132-nucleotide messenger RNA. The record is from the annotation of a GenBank genome assembly. NCBI's taxonomy places the organism in Eukaryota, Fungi, Glomeromycota, Glomeromycetes, Glomerales, Glomeraceae.